Gastrolobium bilobum is the source of this 2849-nucleotide messenger RNA. Its product is annotated as protein CHROMATIN REMODELING 24. The coding region runs from base 1 to 2811 and encodes 936 amino acids. The record is from RefSeq and is a predicted model, not a curated record. Gene Ontology annotation, molecular function: ATP-dependent chromatin remodeler activity; DNA translocase activity; ATP binding. NCBI's taxonomy places the organism in Eukaryota, Viridiplantae, Streptophyta, Magnoliopsida, Fabales, Fabaceae. The transcript has 22 exons.
AUGGCCAACAAGAGCGGAAAGAAACCACUGAGCCUCAACGAUAGCCACAAUCGCUUCCUCCAAAACCUCUCUGCUCCCAAACCCUUCGAUGAAGACAAUAAACCGAUCGAAGAUGAAGACAAAACUAUUCCCCGAUUUUCUGCAAUCACUGACUUUGAUUCUCCAAUCGAGGAGGAAAAGAAGACGAAGGUUAAAGUGCAAGGGCGACGCCGCCUCUGCAAGGUUGCGUAUGCAGAUGACGGUAAAAAAGUGGCGGUUGAUGAGUCCAAGUUUCAUGACCUCGUCGACCUUGAUUCUCCCAUUCCUGCACCGAAAAAUGUGAUCCAGAUUGCGGAGAGUGGGGGUAGAAAUGAAAUUAGGGAUAUUUUGAAUGAACUGAACUCCAAGUUUGAGUUGCUAUCAGUUGAGAGGAAGCGUGUGCAGAAGCCGGUUGAGGGUUUCGUUGGAGGGAAAGAAACUCGUGAUGAUGAGGCUUUAGAGUUUGGGAGUGCGGGGUCUUCAUUUUCUCCACAACAGGAUCCCUCUGACAUCUCGUCGGAGGGGAAUAAGAAUGAUGGUGGUGGUGUUGAAUAUGAUUCAGAUGAUUCCGUUCAAGUGUUGGAUCAUUUUGAGCCUGAGAACGAUGGUUCUAUAACUCUGAGUGGCCCAAAAUCUACGUAUAAGUUGUCGGGUAAAAUUGCAAAAAUGUUGUAUCCACAUCAGCGGGAUGGAUUGAAGUGGCUCUGGUCUUUGCAUUGUCUGGGUAAAGGUGGAAUCUUGGGGGAUGACAUGGGUUUGGGUAAAACAAUGCAGAUUUGUGGCUUUCUAGCUGGACUAUUUCAUUCCCGUUUAAUUAGAAGGGCAUUGAUUGUGGCCCCAAAAACCUUACUGCCCCAUUGGAUCAAAGAAUUAUCAGCUGUUGGUCUCUCUGAGAAGAUAAGAGAAUAUUUCGGAACUUCUACAAAAGCCCGAGAAUAUGAACUUCAGUACAUACUUCAGGAUAAAGGUGUUCUUCUCACAACAUAUGAUAUUGUCCGCAACAAUUCUAAGUCCUUACAAGGGGAUAAUUAUUUUGAUGAUGAGGAUGGUGAAGAUGGCAUUACAUGGGACUACAUGAUACUUGAUGAGGGGCACCUUAUAAAGAACCCGAGCACACAACGAGCUAAAAGUUUGCUUGAGAUACCAAGUGCUCAUCGCAUUAUCAUUAGUGGCACACCAUUGCAAAAUAAUCUGAAGGAGUUGUGGGCAUUGUUCAGUUUCUGUUGCCCUGAGUUGCUUGGUGACAAUAAAUGGUUCAAAGAAAAAUUUGAAUCACCCAUACUUCGUGGAAAUGACAAAAAUGCUUCUGAUAGAGAGAAGCGUAUUGGUUCAUCUGUAGCAAAGGAGCUAAGAGAUCGGAUUCAGCCUUACUUUUUGAGACGUUUAAAGAGUGAGGUUUUCAAUCAAGAUGAUGAGAAAACAACCGCAAAACUUUCUAAGAAACGAGAGAUGAUUGUGUGGCUUCGAUUGACCAGUACUCAGCGGCAUCUUUAUGAAGCAUUUUUGAGGAGUGAGAUUGUUCUCUCAGCUUUUGAUGGGUCCCCACUGGCUGCCCUUACGAUUUUGAAAAAAAUAUGUGAUCAUCCACUUCUGUUGACAAAGCGGGCAGCUGAGGAUGUCUUGGAAGGGAUGGACUCAAUGCUAAAGCCAGAAGAGGUUAAUGUUGCAGAAAAAUUGGCAAAGCACAUAGCAGAUGUUGCAGAAACAGAUAAGUUUAAAGAUGAGCACGAUGUAUCAUGCAAAAUUUCCUUCAUCAUGUCAUUAUUGGAUAAUUUGAUCCCAGAAGGUCAUAAUGUGCUUAUCUUUUCUCAGACUCGCAAGAUGCUUAAUCUUAUACAGGAAUGCCUAGUAUCCAAAGGUUAUGAAUUUUUACGAAUUGAUGGCACAACAAAAGCCAGUGACAGACUAAGGAUUGUUAAUGAAUUCCAAGAAGGUAUUGGAGCUCCUAUAUUUCUUUUGACAUCUCAGGUUGGUGGUUUGGGUCUGACACUUACAAGAGCAGAUCGUGUGAUAGUAGUUGAUCCUGCUUGGAACCCAAGUACGGAUAAUCAAAGUGUUGACCGUGCAUAUCGUAUUGGUCAAAAGAAAGAUGUUAUUGUUUAUAGACUGAUGACAUGUGGAACUGUUGAAGAAAAGAUCUACAGGAAGCAGGUAUAUAAAGGAGGAUUAUUCAAAACAGCUACUGAACAUAAAGAACAAAUUCGGUACUUUAGCCAACAGGAUCUUAGGGAUAUUUUCAGCCUCCCAAAAGAAGGAUUUGAUGUAUCUGUUACCCAACGACAAUUGGAUGAGGAACAUGAUCGUCAACAUACAGUGGAUGAUUCCUUCAAAGCGCAUAUAGAGUUCCUGAAAAGUCAAGGCAUAGCUGGAGUUAGUCACCACAGUUUACUCUUUUCCAAGACAGCACCGGUUCAAGCUGCUCCUGAGGAUGAUGAAAUAACAAAGAGUCAUAGGACUAAAUAUAUUGGAACUUCAAUAUCAUCUGCACAUGAGCAUAUUACUGAUGGAGCUGAGUUUGCAUUUAAUCCGAAGGAUGUCAAUUUAAGAAAAAAAGGUUCUCCUCCUAGCAGUGCUGGUAAAUCGACCGAGUCAGAAAUCAAGGAUAGAAUUCAUCGGCUCUCACAAACACUCUCAAAUACGGUGAUGAUUUCUAAAUUACCAGACAAUGGGGAGAAACUACGAAAACAGAUUGCGGAGCUGAAUUUAGAGCUCGCUAAACUGAAGAUGGAAGAAAGAGACGUUGCUGAUUUAGAUGAUUUUACUGAUGAAUUUCAAAGAGUGUUGAACGUAUAGUUUAUUUGUAGGGAACAUAUAAGUAAUAGAGCUAUUUC